Molecule: messenger RNA, 3480 nt
Organism: Elgaria multicarinata webbii
Lineage: Eukaryota; Metazoa; Chordata; Lepidosauria; Squamata; Anguidae
Gene: TAX1BP1
Product: Tax1 binding protein 1
Exons: 18
Coding region: 103-2559 (818 amino acids)
Biological process (GO): negative regulation of apoptotic process
Source: RefSeq, a predicted model, not a curated record
CGUAAGGAGCCUGGAAGUGACGUAUGAAGGCCGAGCUAUGAAGGGGUAAUGGCGGCUGCGUGUCGGUGCUGUUGAACUCGCCACCGUCCUCAUAGAACAACUAUGUCAUCCUUUCAAGAAGUUCCAUCUUCAAGCAGUACCCUUCAGACGUCAAACUUUGCACAUGUUAUCUUUCAAAAUGUAGCUAAAAGUUACCUUCCUAAUGUGCACCUUGAGUGCCAUUACACUCUGACUCCGUAUAUACGCCCUCACCAAAAAGAUUGGGUUGGUAUUUUCAAGGUUGGCUGGAGCACUGCACGUGAUUAUUAUACAUUUCUUUGGUCACCGAUGCCAGAGAAUUAUCUGGAAGGAUCUACAGUUAACUGUGUGCUGUCUUUUCAAGGGUAUUAUCUUCCAAAUGAUGAUGGUGAAUUUUACCAGUUCUGUUAUGUGACCCAUAAGGGUGAGAUCCGUGGAGCAAGCACCCCUUUUCAAUUCCGAACGUCUUCUCCUGUUGAAGAAUUGUUAACAAUGGAAGAUGAAGGAAAUUCUGAUAUGUUGGUGGUAACUACAAAGGCUGGACUUCUUGAGUUCAAAAUUGAAAAAACCCUGAAGGAAAAAGAAGAACUAUUAAAGGUAACUGCUUGUCUUGAAAAAGAAACUGUACAGCUCAGAGUUCAAAUUGAACGACUGGAAAAAGAACUUGAUCAUGAAAAGGAAAGAAAUGAUCAGCUUGAAGCACAGCAAAAGGAUAACUUUAAAACUGCAGACACUCUUAAAACUGAAAACGAAGAAUUCAAGAAAAAAUGUGACGAGGCUACUUCUAGAGUUCUCCAGCUUGAAGAAGACAUCAUGACAGUUACACAGAAAGCUAUUGCAAAAGAAACAGAGUUAGAUAGCUUGAAAGACAAACUCAAGAAAGUAGUCCUUGAAAAGGAACAACUUGAAUGCCAAUUGAAAACAGAGAAGGAUGAAAAGGAACUUUACAAGAUACACCUGAAGAACACAGAAAUUGAAAAUACCAAACUAGCAUCAGAGGUUCAGACACUAAAGAAUUUGGAUGGAAACAAAGAUAAUCUGAUAGCAUAUUAUAAAGAGGAGAUUGGCCGAUUACAACUAUGUGUGGCUGACAAGGAGAAGUUAAAGAGAGCUUUCUUGCUUACUUCAUCAAACAAGGAAGAGGCAAGCAUUUUAAAGGAACAGCUUCGGAAAGCUGAGGAUCAGAUUCAAGCUAGUAGACAGGAAGCUCUGUUGAUGUCAAAAGAACUUAGUGAUGCAGUAAAUGUCCGUGAUAAAACUAUGGCAGAUCUUCAUAGCGCUCGACUAGAAAAUGAGAAGGUGAAGAAACAGCUCACUGACACACUAGCUGAACUUAAAAAAAUCACUGUUGUGAAUAACGAACAGGAGACUUCAAAUGUUGUAGAGAAGGAACUGCGCAGAGAGGUUGAAGAUUUAAAGCUCCGCUUGCAGAUGGCUGCUGAUCAUUACAAGGAAAAGUUCAAAGAAUGCCAGAAGCUGCAAAAACAAGUCAAUAAACUUAUUGAUCAGACCAAAAUUGCAGGGAAGCAACAGAAUCUGGCAGCUGGCUCAAAAAGUGAAAUUCGUGUGAUCAAGGCUGGAGAUAAAAAGUUGCCUACAUCUCCAGUUAGCCCCAUUUCACCUGAUACAGUUUUGGAGUUUUCAGAAAAGGAGCAAGAUUGUGAAAAGAAUAAGGAAAUUGCUGUCAAAACAGAGAAAUAUAAGAAAUGCAAGCAGAUGCUGUCAGAUGAGAAAUUAAAAUGUAGUGUCUAUGCGGAUGAACUAGCUAAGUUGGAGCUAAAAUGGAAGGAGCAAGUGAAAAUUAGUGAGAGCAUGAAGCAACAGCUAUCUGCAGUGGAAGACCGGUAUCGGGUUCAGUUAGCCGAAAAGGACAGACAGAUAAAUGAGCUCACUUCGCAUUUGGGAAUUCUUAGCAAUGAGAAGAAUCCUGGAAGGAGACCAGAAAAUCAAACAGAAAGAAUUGCUGAAGAACUGAUUUCCCAGCAAGCAUUAUAUUUUUUCAAUCCAGUUCUCAAUUCCGAAGAUACUGGAAAAGUUCCUGCGGUGCCAACUAGGUUACCAGUACUGCAGUAUGGAAAUCCCUAUACAACCCAGGAAACUAGAGAUGGAGCAGAUGGUGCUUUUUACCCUGAUGAGAUCCAAAGGCCACCUGUAAGAGCACCCUCUUGGGAACUCGAAGACAAUGUAGUGUGCAGUCAGCCUGCUCGCAAUCUCAGUCGGCCUGAUGGUUUAGAAGAUCCUGAGGACAGUAAUGAUGAUGAGGCCAGUGCACCUUCUGCUCCUGAUCCACCAAACCUACGCAUACAUGAACGUGGAACAGGUUUUUGUUUUGAUUCCAGCUUUGUGCAUAUCAAGAAGUGUCCCCUUUGUGAAGUGAUGUUUCCUCCUAACUAUGAUCAGACCAAGUUUGAAGAACAUGUGGAAAGUCACUGGAAGGUGUGUCCAAUGUGCUGUGAACAGUUUCCUCCUGACUAUGACCAGCAAAACUUUGAAAGACAUGUUCAAACACACUUCGAUCACAAUGUUUUAAAUUUUGACUAGCUUUGGGCAUCUUAAUGCAGUUUGGUUUAGACAAAACUUGAAUGAGUUCUGUAAAACAACAAGAAUGCAGCUUUCGUAACUUGAGAUAAAAUUGUUAAUUAAAGGCACAGUGCUCUGCAUUGCAGUUGAUUCAAAGUAAACUUUUGACCUGUUAGCAAGUAUUGGAUUAGCCCUCUUUGAUCUAGUAUACACCCAGUGCUGUUAUAAUAUCUUAUCAAUAUUUAUUCCUUGGCUAACAAAAUGCAUAAGAACAUACAAAAUGCAUACACUUGUUCAGAAACUUCAGCAGUCCAGUUCGUAGUAGUGACAGGUUUGCAGAAUGACAUGACUUUGCUGUUGCUUGUGCUAACAUUAAGAUUAGAUAUUAAUAUUCUCAUUCUGUAAUAAUAAAAUGAGGUUUCUCAGUAAUCUUGUGUGCAUCCUUCAUAUCGUUGUUGAUUCUGAAAGCUAUAUAAUUUAUCUAAUGAAUGUAUAGUUUUUACAUCUAUUUCAGAAAUGUAGCUGCAUUGAAAUUACAUGUUUAUUGAGAAAACAUCCUUAUAGCAACACUCACUUUUACAUAACUGUUAUCCGACCUUGCAGAUGUCAUGUACACUAGUGAUCUAUUGAAAUUUCUUCACUUAGAGCUAUUAGAAAAUAAUUGUAUAAAAAUUGCUAGCAUUUGGCUUAAUUUGUAUUUCACAGAUUUUUAGCCCGCUCUUUUUCGGGAUUGUUUAGGAAGUUAUAUUUAUAGGAACAAAGGUUUCUGGAAACGUCUGCAUUCUACUUUGCACAUUUCCCCCCAUUACAUUUGUGGUGUGUAUAUCUAAAACACUAUAUUUUUAAAAAGUUACUUAAUCUUUAGUAAGCAAUUCGAUCCUUUUGAAUAAAAUUAUUCUCUUCAUUUGAUGUAUAAUAGUCAUAUUAAAGGUAAAAACUAAA